AUGAGUUCCUCAAAUUCUCACUCAAAUCCACCUACAUCAACACCAAAAUACGUCCCUCCGCAUCGCCGAUCACCUACAUACCGAGGCCAUCCCUACCUUACAUACGACGACCUACAUGCGAGAUAUUCGCCUCCAAAUUCGCCACGACUCCAUAUGCCACGUGUGCAGCGCUCUCUAUCUGCUGAGGAUCUUUAUCAGCGAUUCCACACCAAACAAGAGGAGAUACCAGGACAACAACAGGAGACGCAGGGCCAAAACUCGCCUGGGAUCUCUGUUCCACCCCCAUCCCCACCUCCACCCACUCCACGAGAUUUCGAGGCACUUAGAACACAUCGACAUCGACCAAUCUCUCCACAGCCAGUCAGGCAACCACUUAGCCCAAGGCUACCAGAUCCACCUGUCUUCACAGGCACUAAUUCAAUACCAUUCGAUGACUGGAAAAUGAGAAUCUAG
Letharia columbiana is the source of this 453-nucleotide messenger RNA. RefSeq lists its product as uncharacterized. NCBI's taxonomy places the organism in Eukaryota, Fungi, Ascomycota, Lecanoromycetes, Lecanorales, Parmeliaceae. Bases 1 to 453 code for a protein of 150 amino acids. The record is from RefSeq and is a predicted model, not a curated record. The transcript has a single exon.